This is a messenger RNA of Haplochromis burtoni (Burton's mouthbrooder), 5917 nucleotides long. RefSeq names its product beta-1,3-galactosyl-O-glycosyl-glycoprotein beta-1,6-N-acetylglucosaminyltransferase-like. Gene Ontology annotation, cellular component: membrane. The record is from RefSeq and is a predicted model, not a curated record. Bases 401 to 1741 code for a protein of 446 amino acids. The transcript has 5 exons. Gene Ontology annotation, molecular function: beta-1,3-galactosyl-O-glycosyl-glycoprotein beta-1,6-N-acetylglucosaminyltransferase activity. Lineage: Eukaryota; Metazoa; Chordata; Actinopteri; Cichliformes; Cichlidae.
AAGCAGGUGCACCGAGGACCCUCGCGCUCACUUUUUGCAUAUAUGUGUAUGAUAGAAUUUGGAAAACACAUCGGUGCAAAUUGAAAGGCUGUGUCAUAAUAUCUUUUGUUUUUGUGUUUGUUGGUUUGUUUUUAUUUAGGUUUUUUUUUGCGAGCUGGUUAUCAGAUGAAUCCAGAAGCCAGAGAAUCCCCCGCCCUUCUCUGUUGGUCUCCACCCUGUGGAGCAAGCAGUGGGCACACCUCGCAAAUGGAGGGCGCGCUUACUCCCCGCAAAUGGGCAAUAGAAAACCGAUGCCUGUGCAAUCCCCAAAAUGCUCUAUAACUCUUGUAAUGGCUACAGAUCCUAAAGUGUGAAACUAAGUUGUUUACUUAAAUGUAUUCAUCUGAAAAAUGCUGACAGGAUGUGUUCAGAUUUGCCUCACUUUUGCCUCACCGGUUCAACUGAAGGACUGAAAGGUUCCGCGGAGGUUAAAAGGAAUGCCAGAGCAAACUAUGAUAACAAAAUAAGGAUUUUCUGCGACAACGAGGAUCUCAGUCAGCUAAAAACAGGCGAAAGUCCUGCCUACAUCCUCAAGUAUCGAUGGCUAGUUUAUACUGAUGAAGAUGAGAGCCCAGAGAAAGUUUGCAACUGCUCAGCAAUCCUGCAGGGAGAGAAGGAGGCAUUGCUGGAAGCCAAAUUACUGACCAUCACCAACAACUUCCAGAAGGUUAUUCAGAUCCCUGAUGAGUAUUACAUCAAUGCAACCCAAGACUGCAGGAAAUUCCAAAAAAGUAGGAAAUACAUAACAUUCCCGUUAAGCAAGGAAGAAGAGGACUUUCCUCUGGCUUACUCUAUGGUUGUCCAUCACAAGGUGCAGAACUUUGAGCGACUACUGCGAGCUAUUUACGCACCUCAAAAUAUUUAUUGUGUCCAUGUGGACAAAAAAGCACAGGCCUCAGUCUUUGCUGCCAUCAAAGCCAUUACUUCCUGUUUCUCAAAUGUGUUCAUGGUCAGCAAAGCUAUGAAUGUGGUCUACACUGGCUGGACACGUGUCCAGGCUGAUCUUAACUGCAUGGCUGAUCUCUAUAAUACCAGUACAACAUGGAAAUACUUCAUCAACCUCUGUGGUCAGGAUUUCCCUCUAAAAACUAACUUGGAAAUUGUGCAAGCUUUGCGUGCACUAAAAGGAGGUAACAGUUUGGAGUCAGAGGAAAUGCCUCAAGGAAAGAAGGGAAGAGUGUCUAAUGCUCACCGAGUAGUUGAUGGAAAAGUCCAGCCAAUAGGAAAAACAAAGGAUCCAGCUCCCUUCAAUCUGCCCAUACUAUCAGGAAAUGCCUAUAUUGUGGUCAACCGAGGUUACGUUCGCAGUGUGUUUGAAGACAAGCGAAUACAGGCCCUCAUUGAGUGGGCCAAAGACACCUACAGUCCUGAUGAGUUUCUGUGGGCAACAAUACAACGAAUACCUGGUGUUCCUGGCUCAACAUGGCCCAACCGUAAAUUCGACAUGACGGACAUGAAUGCAAUUGUCCGGAUGGUCAAGUGGCAGUGGCACGAGGGGUCAGAGGGUUCCCUGCAAGCAGUAUACCCAGAAUGUAAAGGCCACCAUGUCAAAUCAGUAUGUGUGUAUGGUGCUGGAGACCUGCAGUGGUUGAUUGAACAGCAUCACCUUUUUGCAAAUAAGUUUGAUGCAGACAGAGAUCCCAUUGCUAUCUACUGCUUGGAGAAAUAUCUGAGACACAAGGCACUGACUGAGUUAGUUUAGGUGGAGUCAUCAUCUAUUACUAAAGAUAAUUCCAAUAGACACUUAAGUAUAAACACAUUCUUUUGAUGUUUAUUUUAAAUUAAAUUGCUAAUAUCAAUAUUAUUUGUAUUAUUAGUAUUAAAAUGAUUUAGGUUUAGGCUGUAAUUAUGUAGAGGACAAAAUACACAGAGAACAGGCAGGGAAGUUGAUUGCAGUCUAUGUAGAAAGAAAAAUCUGGGUAAAUGAUUUAAUUUCCAGAAGAACUUCAACUCUAAACCUUCAGCCGAACCUACAUUAAUAUAUCAAUAUGACCAAAAAUACUCUGAACUAUGUGCCCGUGUAGCUUGCAUAGAUAUAAACAUGAAAUAUAUGCAGUUUUGAGAUGUUCUUCAAUUAAAUCAAAUUUUAUUUACAUGGCCCUUGAAACACCACAACAGUUACCAAUAUUAGAGACACAACCCCAACAACUAGGCGACCACCGCAACACUGGGAAGGAAGAAAUAGAAACAGGCUCUGGGAGUGUCUGUCUGCACUUCCUCCCAAUGUACAAAAAUAAAGCCAAAAUCUUUUCUUUUUUUAAACAUUAUGUUUAUUGACUUUUAUAUUACAGAACAAGCAAAGAAUAAUAGUACAGUUAACAUGCGAUUUAUAUUAAAGAACAUAGUCCCCAAAAUAAACAAAUAUAAAUUAAAAGAAACCAAAAUCUUUUCUUUAUGGGAGCUGCUAUGCUGCACUUUUGGAACCAGAGCCUGCACAAGAGAGUGGCAGUGUCAUGCUCACUCCAUGGACAUCAUUGGUGUGUCACAGUAAUUUCAAACUAAAAACAUGAAACAACUAAUGCUACAGAUCAACGCUGUUACUUUAAUCUCACAGUGACAGAAAGGGUGACAGCCUUGUAAAAACUUGAUAUAAAGACUUACUGAGGUGCUAAAUGAGAUGAGAAACCUUGCUGUAAAAAACUAUUUCAAAACCAUGUUGGCUGUUCUGUUUUAUGUCUGUGUGCAUGUGAACAGCAGACAGGAUUUAAUACAUGUUGAAGCAGUAAUGGAAAUAACAUGCUGAAUUCAUGGUUUCUACUCAUUUUAGGACUACAUGUAUGAAGACAAAUACUUGAUGUAUGCUGUCUGUUGUUUACCUACUGUGACAUCAUUUAAUUUGAAAAUACUUCAAUAAAUGUUUUAACCUAAAUUACAUCUCCUGUGAGGUUGCUGUGGCCUCUUGGCUGUCUUACAAAAGUAUAUGGAAAUAAACAUAGAACAUUCAAAUUCAUUCCUCUAAUUUGUUUUUGAUUAAAGUACGGAUAAUGGUAAUAGAAGUCUAUCAAUAUAAAACAAACAAACAACAAAAAAAAAAACAAACAAAAAAAAAAACUUGCCAGCAUUAUAUUAGUCAGUGAUUAAAUAAAUCCAAUAAGAUAUGAGAUGUUUAUUUUAAAACUGUUGCAAUGUUUUCAUAAUAGCAGACUGAGGGAACAGUUGAGUUGGAGCUAGGCCUGGGGAGGGUGCCACAGGGCCACAAUAUUGUGUGAUCAGGGGUGGUACCUCUGGAUUGGCAGACCGGGGUGGUGGUUCCCAUCUUUAAGAAGGGGGACCGGGGGGUGUUCCAAAUAUAGGGGGAUCACACUCCUCAGGCUUCAAGGGAAAGUGUGCUGGAAAGGAGAGUCUGGACCUCAGAGUCAGGAGAGUCGUAGCUCAGAUACAAGAGGAACAAUCCAGUUUUUGUCCUGGUCAUAGAACACCUGACCACUUAAGGAUACUCGUGGGUGCAUGGAAGUUUACCAAUUAGUCUACAUGUGCUUGGGGAGUAUGGGGUGUCUGAUCCAUUACUACAGGACAUUUGAUCCUUAUACAACUGUUACAAGACCUUGGUCCACAUAGCCGGCAAUAAGUCAGACGCAUUUCCGGUGUGUGAUGGGCUCCACCAGGGCUGCCCUUUGUCACAGAUUCUGUUCAUAAUUUUUAUGGACUGAAUUUCUACGCGUAGCCAAGUGGCGAAGGGCUUCCACUUGGGUGGUCUCAGAAUCUCAUCUCUGCUUCUCGCAGAUGAUGUGCAUCUGUUGGCUUCAUCAAGUGGUGGCCUCCAGCUCGCACUGGAAUAGUUUGCAGCUGAGUGUGAAGCAGUGGGAAUGACAAUGAGCACCUCAAAAUCUGACAUGUUUCAUCAUUUACAUGCAUACUAUGUGUAAUAAUUUAUUGGGAAGGAUCAACUCAAAGUGUUGCCAUAGUGUUGAAUGUCUUGCACUAUCUGUAGCUGACGCUGAAAUGUUUGUGUGGGUUGCCAUGACAACACCAGUCUGAGAUCGUUAUAUUAUUAUUUGGUACUCAUGUUUGUGCACACUUGCAGUAGAAACAGAUAAUCUAUGAGUCCAGUGAUACAUGUUUAUUAUAAAAAAAACUUUCUGUUAAAAAUGAUUGGGAAGUAGUCACUUCCUGUGAGUCACGGGAACCGGAAGCUGUGCGUGGGAGAGACUAGACAGAACGGUGUAUAGGAAUUUCUUUCACUUAUGUAUUAAUCACAUUAUUUUGUAAUGCCUUGGUGCCACUGGAUUUUAACAUGUCUGACACUCAUACGUAAGACAAAUGGUAGGGGGUGUAGUAAGGAUGUUGGGGGAAACAGGAACUCCACAGGACCAGUCUUUUGUCUCUUCGAGGACCCUGGGAGGUAGCAAGGGAGUGUGAACCUUAAGGUGUGAAACAGCUGUGUACUGCCUUUUGUUCCUGGAGAAAGUAUUUAACUGAGAGCCAUGCUAGGCUCAGGGAGACUCUGCUGACCGUCUGUCCCGCGCACAUGCAGGGGCUCCAUCAAGCUUGGUUGUCUGUUUCUUUGUGUGUUUGGAUUAAAGAAUGUUCGCUACGCUCGUCUGCAGGCUUUAUUUAAGUGAAAAACUUCCACAACAACGGUAACACAGCAGACUUUUCUGAAUCUACAACUUUUCUACUACUGGUUUUACAAGGCGUACACGAUAAAAACAUUAUGCUGUUAUUUGUUAAGCACUUGUGCACUUUGUGAAAAGAAAUAAGUGGCUGAGAUGGAUGCCAUAUGUGCUAUUGAUAUUAUUUUACUUGUUUCUAGUUUUCACGGUGCUCCAUGAUUGUGAGAGGAAUAGAAAAGAAUUGUGGACAUCAGAACGAAGCUGGAUUCUUUUGACCUUACGUAUGUUUCUGCCUCUCCUGACUUCCUCCUGCAGUACCACAGUACUUGUCUUGGUACCAUAUUGCACGCUUUCUCUCAAUCGACACAGACACAGUGCCAUUCCUUCUGAUAACAAUAUGUUUGAUGCAGACAGAGAUCCCAUUGCUAUCUACUGCUUGAAGAAAUAUCUGAGACAUAAGGCACUGACUGAGUAAGUUUAGGUGGAGAGUUCAUCAUCUAUUAUAAAAGACAGUCCACAUGGAUACUUAAACUAUAAACACAUUCUUGGGUCAUAAUUGUCAUGUGGACAUAGAUGUGUUAUACAAGUUGAGGAUGUAGGUAAAAUAUUAAUUUCAUUGUUACGUUGUUGGUUUUUUUUGUCUAUUUAAAAUUUAAUUAUUAUUAUGCAUAUUUAUAUUUGAGCAGACAAAUGUUGCUAAUCUAGCAUGGCAUGUGAAAGGUUCAUAACUCUAUCUCCAAAAGUUGAUUCUGUUCAUCUGGACGUAGCGUUUUGUGGGAGAAACGUUUUGUCUCUCAUCCAAGUGACUUCUUCAGUCUCAGCUGAUUACACUUUGUUAGGCCACUAUCCUAAGACAUGAUCAACUUGGGUGUCCCACCUGAAGGCUAAGCUUCUGCUAGUUUAGCUUUUAGAGUCACUGAGGGAUGCAAGCCCCUGACAACGUUAAGGUGGCAAUCCCUCAGGGGGAAACCAGAAAAACAAAACAACAAAAAAUUAAAUAUCGCUCAUCAGAUUCUUCUAACAACUAAAAACAUAACAUUUACCUUAAUUGUGUGGCCUAUAUCAAAUAUAUUCAAGCCCAACUGUUAGGUUGAAAUUGUUACAUGUUGCCAAUAUUGUACUUAAAUUUGUAAGCCUUGCCUUAAACUGUAUGAUCAAAGACAUUCUUCUGUUUCUGUCCUCCUCCCCGGGCUCAAUGGUGGGGGAGGUAAUUAGUUAUAGUGUUUAACUGCAGACAUUGCAUGUAAGGUUCUGGAUGUCCUUAUUUAGUGAGGAUGUUUUACUUCUUGCCCUUUAUGUCCUCACCUGUGCUUGCACCUGUGCCA